AUGGGGAGGUUCUACUACUGCCUUUAUCUCUGCCUGCUGCUUGUACUGGUGACGACUACAGCCUAUGCAGCAACUCCAGUCCCGCAUUUGAAGAGUGUUCGGCUUUGCAACCAGUGCUCCAAAUGCGACUCCAGCACAUGCCCCCCAAGUGAAGCCUACCCACAUAUGACAGCAUUUGACGACACUCUUAUCGCUGGUGCUUUACAGUCCGACUAUGUGGAUUUGCAUGACAAAGGAGUUUAUUCAGUGCCAGAUAUCAAAGGUGGCCAGUCAACAAAGUACAAUGCUUAUUUUGGCUGGAAAUCAACUUCUGGUUCAGCUUCUGGAUAUCACAGGUUUAGCAACUACAUGGACAAAUGCUCGGGCGGACAAACCUAUCUCACAGCGGACAAGCAUGGCAAGGUCAGCCUUCGAUCAUUGAGAUCGCUGAAAAGCUUAGCAGAAGCAGACUGGAAGUCUUAUAGUCCCCCUAAAAAACUUAAUCACCGUGAGUUCCGUUUCUGGGUCUCUCGCAGAACAGGAAAAUGCCUCACUGUUUUUGGAGGUGACAAAAAGAAACGAACUGUGGGUGUGGCCGACUGCAAGUUUAAUGGCUCAAACCGUGGCCAGCUGUUUGCCUUCCGCUUUCACUACCACCAAGCCUUCUGUUGCUGUGGUGUUCACAAUGAGUGAUCUGAUUUCAAGAAUUCAUACUUUAAAGGGCCCCAUAGUCAUCUAACCGUUGACACAGUUCAAAUAUUUUGAAAGAAACUGAACAAUGUCAUAUCUACAGUUAAGCCAUACAAAUCAUAUUUCAAUAAAAAGAAAAAAUAAGUCUUGUAACCCUGUGUGUAAGGCUGUGUGCAUACAAGUGCACAUAGCCAAGCAUAGAUUGCACUAGAAUAGACCUUCUAUAUUUGUAUACGCAGGCAAUGCCUAAGUGAAAAGAAAAAUUACUUGGAA
Molecule: messenger RNA, 942 nt
Organism: Argentina anserina (silverweed cinquefoil)
Lineage: Eukaryota; Viridiplantae; Streptophyta; Magnoliopsida; Rosales; Rosaceae
Exons: 2
Coding region: 1-672 (223 amino acids)
Source: RefSeq, a predicted model, not a curated record